This is a messenger RNA of Tarenaya hassleriana, 2494 nucleotides long. RefSeq names its product aspartate-semialdehyde dehydrogenase-like. The coding region runs from base 1079 to 2206 and encodes 375 amino acids. Gene Ontology annotation, biological process: L-threonine biosynthetic process. The record is from RefSeq and is a predicted model, not a curated record. Gene Ontology annotation, molecular function: aspartate-semialdehyde dehydrogenase (NADP+) activity; protein dimerization activity; NADP binding. The transcript has 8 exons. NCBI's taxonomy places the organism in Eukaryota, Viridiplantae, Streptophyta, Magnoliopsida, Brassicales, Cleomaceae.
AGCGUAUUCGCAAAUUUUUUUUUUUAAAUUAACGGAAACCACACAUUUUAGAAGUAGUCAUUAUUCUUUUGACUAGUGUAGAUAUCUUAGUGCCAAAUUUUAAAUAAGUUGCAAGCCAACAAAACUAUAGUGAGAAUUCUAGAGUUGAUGAAAGUCUCUGGACAAAUAAGAGAGACUAUAUGGCUAUAGUCAAUUUGCCGUUGGACAAGCCAGGACUUGUGGUCACCCAAAUAGUGAAAUGCCCACCUUCUGAUGUUAUCAAACGGCGUGAUGGAUUAUUCCAACAAAGUAAGGGAAGCCCUCUUCAGCUGAUUUGCUAUGGAGGAGAUGGAGUCCGUCUCUGAGCAAUUUCAAUCAUGGAAGAGCCUUUGACGGUGAAAAGAGACAUCUUUAAGGAGCUGGAGACGAUGAUGUCUUGCUCCCAGUUUCAUAAUCGUGGUCUGGUUCGUGGCUAUCAAAAGCUUAGGCAGGUGGGUAGGUAGCUAUAAGAAAACGUGGAUUUACUUCAUAAAAAAAAACGUGGAUUUGUGCUCCCUUUCAUGUAUUAGGAACAGAGUUUUUUUUUUUUUGUGGUUUAAUGCGAUUGUGUAUUAAUAAACCGGGAGAGUGGUAAAAUUAGAUCCAACGACAAAUCGCUGAAGACUUCUAUCUAAGAUAUGCCGUUAAGUGGUAUUAGGAACAGAGUUAGUGUAAAGAAUGAGGUGAAAUUCAAAACUGGGAUUCUCCAAUUGUCUGGACAGCAGAUUCUGCUCCUAAACCUGGAGCGGAGACGGAAACCAUGGAGGAAAGCCGAGAACUUGAGCUGACCCGGAUGAGGAAAAUGGUGGAGAACCUCUGUCGUUGAACAGAGGUAAUCGAAAACCGCGAACUUUGUCCUGAAAUUUCAAGCCUUGUUGCUUAGCCGCUCGUUGUAUUUGUCCACUUUCCAAAAACCAGCCUCCGGUUUUUGUAUUUUUUUGCUUUUGGUAAUUGUGAAAAGAAAGAUUGCAUAUAAAACGAGAGAGUUACAACUCUUAAACCCAACCUUUUCUUCCUCCAGCCGCCUUCAAAUCCCCUCUGCGCCUCCUCGACGGCGACAAUGGCGACCCUCACUCGUCAGAUCCCACAUACCCAUUUCCUCUCCAGACUUCCCCUCCGACCUCGACCCAGGCCCUUCCCCGUGAGGGUCAGAAUGUCCCUCCAGGAAUCUGCGCCGUCUCUCGCCGUCGUCGGCGUCACCGGCGCCGUGGGGCAGGAGUUUCUCUCCGUCCUCGCCGACAGAGAUUUCCCCUACAGCUCCAUCAAGAUGCUCGCCUCAAAACGCUCCGCCGGGAAACGCGUUGCCUUCGACGGCCGUGAGUACACGGUGGAGGAGCUCACUGCCGAGAGCUUCGACGGCGUAGAUAUCGCGCUUUUCAGCGCCGGUGGAUCGAUAAGCAAGCAGUUUGGUCCGGUCGCUGCUGAGAAAGGCACCAUUGUCGUCGACAAUAGCUCCGCGUUUCGGAUGGUCGACGGGGUCCCGCUUGUGAUUCCGGAGGUGAAUCCAGAGGCGAUGAAAGGGAUCAAGGUCGGGAUGGGGGGAGGAGCUCUGAUUGCUAACCCUAAUUGCUCCACCAUUAUCUGCCUGAUGGCUGUGACCCCUCUUCACCGUCACGCCAAGGUGAAGAGAAUGGUGGUUAGCACAUACCAAGCUGCUAGUGGUGCAGGCGCUGCCGCCAUGGAAGAGCUUGUUCAGCAGACUCGCGAGGUUCUAGCAGGGAAACCCCCAACUUGUAACAUAUUCAGCCAGCAGUAUGCUUUUAAUCUGUUUUCGCAUAAUGCUCCGGUUCUUGAGAAUGGGUACAACGAAGAGGAAAUGAAACUUGUCAAUGAGACAAGAAAGAUCUGGAACGAUACAGAAGUGAAAGUGACGGCGACAUGUAUACGUGUUCCAGUUAUGCGUGCUCAUGCAGAGAGUGUGAAUCUCCAGUUCGAGAAUCCCCUUGACGAGAACACAGCGAGAGAACUUCUGAAGAAGGCGCCUGGAGUUUACAUUAUAGACGACCGUGCUUCAAACACCUUCCCUACUCCACUCGAUGUCUCGAACAAAGACGAUGUUGCCGUGGGUAGGAUUCGCAGAGACGUUUCUCAGGAGGGUGAUUUCGGACUGGACAUAUUCGCGUGCGGUGAUCAAAUACGGAAAGGAGCUGCCCUCAAUGCCGUCCAGAUCGCUGAGAUGCUUCUUUGAUCAAUCUCCAUGCCCUUCUCUUCAUUCAUUGUCUUCUUCUUCUUCUUCUUGAUUCAUUUCUACUGUCUCACCAUUGGGGAAAACUGCUGAUUUUUGCAACGCUUGGGCCGAAAAUCGGUUUGGUUUAACGGUUCUGAAUCGUACUGGUAGCUUUUGUAAUGCUAAUAAGCUGAAACAUAGGUGGUCGAGGCAAGGAACCAUUAUGAGGGUUUGAUGUCUUCGUUUGUAAUGGUAAGAAGACAAUCAGCAAACAUGUCUUAAGUUACCAAAAAUAAUGUUGUUUCUGUA